This is a messenger RNA of Melampsora larici-populina 98AG31, 732 nucleotides long. RefSeq lists its product as uncharacterized. The transcript is spliced from 3 exons. The coding region runs from base 1 to 732 and encodes 243 amino acids. The record is from RefSeq and is a predicted model, not a curated record. NCBI's taxonomy places the organism in Eukaryota, Fungi, Basidiomycota, Pucciniomycetes, Pucciniales, Melampsoraceae.
AUGCCCUUUGUCCACUACGAUACUCAGAUCAAGAGCCGCCAUGCCGAGAAAAAGAUAUCCGGAGUUUCACUGGCUGAUGCCAAUCGUGAACUGAUGACCAACGUCUGUAAGCGCUCAACUCAGCGAUGGCAAAAGAUUUUACUCGAAACUGGUUCUGUGAUCCGAGACAAAGCAACCUACCUACGCACUGGCCCACCUUAUGCAUUGAAUGAACACGAUCUUCAACUGAUAUUUGAAAUCCUUGAAGAAGACUCGACCCUGAUGUUGGAUGAGAUCAGCGACAUCUUGGAGGACCUCACUGAGAAAAAGCCAUGCAUUUCAACCUUACAAUCCACCAUCACCAAACGGCUUAACUAUAGCUUGAAGAAAGGUCAAACUGUUGAUCCUCGGCAGUCCGAAGAGCAACGAGCCGAGUAUGCUAGAAGGGUUGCUAACCUGCCUUCCCAGUACUUAGUUUUCCUCGACGAGGUUGGCGUGAAUGAACGUGAUGUCGUUUGCACUCACCUUCGGGCACCAGUGGGUCAACGUGGACAUCGUCUUCGUCGGAAACGUGAAGGAGAGCACUGGACUCUGUGUGGUGCAAUCUGCGAGCAAGGAUUUCUAGCUGGAGCUGUUGUUGAGGUCGGAUUUGAUCGGGAAGAACAGAGACCAGCUCUACAGUACACUUGUGAAAGCGAGUCUGUCUCCUCGGCUUCAAUUGAUCAAGAUCGAAUGGCGAGAUUGAAUGGCUAA